Molecule: messenger RNA, 1887 nt
Organism: Meira miltonrushii
Lineage: Eukaryota; Fungi; Basidiomycota; Exobasidiomycetes; Exobasidiales; Brachybasidiaceae
Exons: 4
Coding region: 1-1887 (628 amino acids)
Source: RefSeq, a predicted model, not a curated record
AUGUAUACGUUGGAUGAACAGCCAAUUCAUGUCCAUCAGCAAUCGCCUCAGCACUUACCACAAUACCCGCCUUCGUACUCGCCACAGCAAUUACCUCAUCACUCUCCAGAGCAAUCUUCGAGAAAACCUUCUCCUCCUCCUUUUUCAACGCAAUCUCAGCAUCUUUUAAAUGAACCUUCUUCUCUUCUAAAAGAACAACCUCUUACGGAAGCUCAAGAGAAGCAAAAGCGGAGAAGAAUGAAAGAUGCGGAAGCGCACAGAAAACAUCGAAAAGAAUUUAAGAAGAAUGAUCCAGUAGGGUACAAGGAGUUUAAUAGAAGAAGGAAUCUCGCAGCAAGAUCUAGAAAGGAAAUAUCGAAAGCUAAUUACACUGAAGAAAGGAAAACACAACUUAAAAUUGCCCAUAAAGCUUAUCAAGUUAGCUACCGUCAACGUGUGAAAGCAAAAAUAGGUUACUCUAAACCGAUUGAAUAUAGAUAUCAAUCGCUCAAAAAAUUAGUAGAACAAAAUAAAGCCACUCCGGAGCAGGUGAAUCAAUUCGAAACUCAGAGGGAAAAGAGACGUGAUACGCAUAUCUUUCUAUUUACUUUUGUGUAUUCGGGAAGACCACCAAUAACAUCCAAAAAGCAAGCACAACCUCAAAAGCUAGAGAUUGAUUUGAAUCAUCCUGCAACAGAGUGGGAUGAUGGAGAUGCUCAACAGAAGCAUACUAUUACAUCUCACUCACCUCAGCAACCAAUUCAGCGCACACCUCAGCAAUCUCCCCACCGCAUUUCUCAACGUUCACCCCAGCUCGUACCUCAGCUCACACCUCAGCAUUCUUCUCAAUUAUCCCAGCAAUCGCCCCAGAUCUCUCAUCAGCAAUCUUCUCAACGCUCUACGAUUAAGCCAAGUCUGGCUAAUGCUGCAGAAAAGAAGAAGCGUGCAAAGGAAAGAAAUGCGGAAUUGGCAAGGAAACGAUUGUUAAGAUUCAAGUUAAAUGAUCCGGAAGGUCAUAAACAGUACAAUCGAGAGAAAUACCUUAAGCAAAAACCUCGACGACAAGAACUAAAAGCUCAAUGUAGUGAAGAAAAGAAGAAAAAACUCAAAGCUAUGAAUGACUAUUACCAACUUGGCUAUCGUCAGCGUAUGAAAGCUAAAACUGGAUUCACCAAAACGGCUGACAGAAGAUACAGCUCGCUUCAGGUCUUAGUGAGCCAGGAUAAAGCAACUCCAGAGCAGAUAAAUCAUUUCGAAAUGGAGAGGGAAAAGCGACGUGAUGCAUUGUACGGUUUUGGGCACGUUGUUGUCUCGUAUUACUUGGUUAUAAUCGGAUUUCAAGUAAGCUUCGCAGGUGAUUCUGAAAAACAGAUACUAUCGCCAACGUUUGAGUCACUCAGCCUCCCGAGCCAGAAUAGCAAUAAAUGGGAGGCUCUACUUGGUGUAGCAGAGAAAGAGUCUGCAUCUUUUAAAGCAAAACGAAAGAGAAAAAGAAGAAGAUCAGAGACUGAUAGUGCCUCAUCCAAGAAGAGGUAUCAAAACUUGAAGCAAAAAGGUGGCGUGGAAUACGAAAAGAUGUUAGAACGGAAACGUCAAAAUGAACGUCAAAGGAAGAAGAAGAUUGCUUUGCAACAAACAGAAGAAGAAAGAGAGCAACAUAGACUUUCUGAAAAUCAGCGGAAUAGAAAGCUCUACGUAAAGCGAAAAGAAAGGACUGGGUAUUCCUCUAAUAAAAGGAAAAGGCUUGUCUGGAUCCGAGAGUUGAUAGAAGAAGGUAAACAUACACCGGAGCAACUUGCAGAUCUAGAGGAAGAUCAACGCAAGAGGAGGGUAAAGUAUCAAAGAGAGAAAGCUAAACGUAUUUUGAUUGGAAAACAACUGGGUAAAGCUUCUAAAGGUCAGAUAUGA